CUUGAAGGACGGGGCGGCUCCGCCAAUCAGCGUGCGGGGUCGGGGGGGCGCCGCUUUCCCUGCAGCCAAUAGGAACGGGGAAUUGGGCGCGUUGCUCCCGCCCCCUCCUCCCGCUGGGCCAAUAGGAGGCGCGGACGGGCGGCGGGGGCAGGAGGCGCGGCUGAGGGGAAAGAUGGCGGAGGAGGAGAAGCUGCCGCCGGGCUGGGAGAAGCGGAUGAGCCGCAGCUCCGGCCGCGUUUAUUACUUCAACCACAUCACCAACGCCAGUCAGUGGGAGCGACCGAGCGGCGGCAGGAACGGCCCCGGCGAGCCCAGCCGCGUUCGCUGCUCCCACCUGCUGGUCAAACACAACCAGUCCCGCAGACCCUCGUCCUGGAGGCAGGAGAAGAUCACCAGGACCAAAGACGAGGCUCUGGAGCUUAUAAAUGGCUACAUCCAGAAGAUCAAAUCAGGAGAGGAGGAAUUUGAGUCUCUGGCUUCCCAGUUCAGCGACUGCAGCUCUGCCAAAGCAGGAGGGGACCUGGGAGUGUUUGGAAGGGGUCAGAUGCAGAAGCCGUUCGAAGACGCCUCCUUCGCUCUGAGGGCCGGAGAGAUGAGCGGCCCCGUGUUCACAGAGUCAGGGAUCCACAUCAUCCUGCGCACGGAGUGAAGUGCCUUGUGCCGGGGGAGGGGGAGGGACGGGAAAGCGACAACCCAGAGCCGAGCCCAAACCUGCUCCAGCCCCCGCCCUCCCCCCCUCCCCUCCCCCGGAGCUCCGCGGCCAGGUUCCACCCCUUUGACUCGCUCUCAGCCCCCGGCGCCGUGUGGCCCCUCCGGAGCCUCGGCAGCUGCCCCGGGCUGCGUGAGGACGCGUCCCCCGGCGCUGAGCCGGGCUCGGGGUCACCCUGCAGCGCUUCCCCAGAGCUGAGCCGGGCUCGGGGUCACCCUGCAGCGCUUCCCCGGAGCUGAGCCGGGCUCGGGGUCACCCUGCAGCGCUUCCCCGGCGCUGAGCCGGGCUCGGGGUCACCCUGCAGCGCUUCCCCGGCGCUGAGCCGGGCUCGGGGUCACCCUGCAGCGCUUCCCCGGAGCUGAGCCGGGCUCGGGGUCACCCUGCAGCGCUUCCCCGGCGCUGAGCCGGGCUCGGGGUCACCCUGCAGCGCUUCCCCCACCCCCAGCCGCUAGAGUAUUUAUUGCCGGGGCCGGUUUGGGAACUGGUGCUAGGACGGGAUCCCCCCUCCCUGCCUCUCCCCCGAGGCCUCUGCAUGUUUGUUUCAGCCCCUCUGCAGGAGGAAGGAGCCUUUGGCUGGCACAGCCCUGGCUCUGCAGAGCCGCUGCCCGGCAGCCACCCAGAGCCCAGCCCUCGGCUCUGCCCGUCCCGCCCCGCCCCCGAGCCUCAGCCCUCCCUCGCUGCUCCCAGCUCUCGCACUCGCAGAUGCCGUUUGGUUCUGAGCACGGAGAGAGGGGAGAGGGGCUGGUGAAGCCCCAGAGCAGGCAGGAGCCGGCCUGAGCUGUGCCACGGGCCCGGCCUCGCUCCGCUGUGCUGCCCCGCAGGGCCGGGCUCUCAGUGGGGUGUGUGUGGGGGGAGGGAUCACUUU
Messenger RNA from Colius striatus (speckled mousebird), 1574 nucleotides. It is a transcript of the gene PIN1, whose product is annotated as peptidylprolyl cis/trans isomerase, NIMA-interacting 1. The coding region runs from base 173 to 649 and encodes 158 amino acids. The transcript is spliced from 4 exons. Gene Ontology annotation, molecular function: peptidyl-prolyl cis-trans isomerase activity; protein binding. NCBI's taxonomy places the organism in Eukaryota, Metazoa, Chordata, Aves, Coliiformes, Coliidae. The record is from RefSeq and is a predicted model, not a curated record. Gene Ontology annotation, cellular component: cytosol; nucleus.